AUGGCGGGAGUUCCCUAUUUCAUCGGCGUAGGAGUGCACGAGCAAUUCCAAAGAACUCGGGAAUCCGCAAAACCAUCCGGUGAAAAGAAAUCUCCUGGCGAAGAAGAAUUCUUCUAUGACUUCUCUGCUGUCACAGAAUCCCAUCUGAGCGAUGUUCAGGUGCUGUGCCAGCAUUGCAGAGUGCUGCAACUCAAAAAUUUACGUCUGAAAAAGGAAAAAGUCUCGUAUGACGAUAAGAAGCCGUUAGAAUUGAGGGCGGACGUCCCGAAUUAUGAGGAAGACCUCGAAUAUCGUCGAAAAGAUGUAGUUCCGCUGCUUCCCAACCUGGCCGAGUCUGCAGACUCUGGUUGCCAGUUUUGUACCUUGCUUCGGAAUGCCAUGAUCUGGCACUUUCGGAAAUACCCAUUGGCGCGUCUUCCUGACGAUACAGUCGAGAUUACAAAGAUUCGAAAUUAUUGGAACUUUGGUCUAACAGCAUUUACUGUACACAGCACUGCGUUUGUUAGACCUAAGCACAGAUGGGGCUAUCUUACAUUCAGGGCCAGUAUUAACCCAAGAGAUCCAUGUGCUAUCCCCUUUUACCCGUUCUCAGACUUUAUACCAGAUAGUAUAAUAUCACCCGCCGGCAUUCUCACCUUGAAAAAAUGGGUGUUUGGUAGCAGCAAGGAGAAAGAUGCUCUCAAGGCACUUUAUCGCCCUACAAGGCUGAUUCAUGUUACUGGUAAAAGAGAGUCGAGUCUGAUUCGCCUUGUGGAAAGCAAUACACAUGCCGACAUGGCUGAGGAACCACAGCCGUAUUUGGCUCUGAGCUACUGUUGGGGAGGGAAACCCCCGUCUCUCACAACCACAAAAAGCAACUACUCUCAUUUGAAAACAUCCAUUUCUUACAAUGCCCUGCCGAAAACGUAUCAAGACACUGUCCGCAUUGCGCGAGCGUUGGGCGUCAAGUACGUCUGGAUUGACGCACUCUGCAUCAUACAAGAUGACGUGGAAGACUGGGAGAGGGAAUCGCAGGUGAUGGCAGAAAUUUUUCGAAACUCCCUCGUCACGCUCAUACCGCUCCGUACAACGUCAAGCGACGAAGGUUUCCUUGAACGAAACCCAAGUGUCAAGAUCCCCUACCACUCCGUAGAAUGGAAUAUCCACGGUUCAUUCUUUCUUCGUCAUAUACCCUUCUCUUACGAAAUCGCCGAGUCUGCGUUACGUGGUGCACCUAGCUGGUCAGACAGACCCCUCUCUCUUGAGAUUCAAGCCUCAGCUUGGCACACUCGUGGCUGGGCGUUUCAAGAAGACAUGUUUGCGAUGAGGAAGCUGUAUAUCGGCCAGCUCAUGAUGCAUUGGGAUUCUCUCAAGCCGAUUGACAUUAUAAGAACAGAGGAUACCAUCAUCGAUGACAAGCUAGACCGCAUUGGUGAGGCUGAGUUGUCCAUCAUUCAUACAUCUACACCAUGGAGAGGCGAAGGCGACUAUCAGGGCUGGUACAAUCCAAUGCUUGAAUACAGCAACAAGAAGCUCACGUAUCAGACCGACAGACUGCCGGCAGUGUCAUCGUACGCCAAGCUCAUCGCUAGUAAGAGCGGAGAUGUAUAUUUGGCCGGCUUAUGGAAAAAGAAUCUUCAUCGAGGUCUCCUUUGGAAGAUAAACCGGCGUUUGCGCUGGACCUUUCGUCAGCUGAAGGGAUGGCUCAAGCACCCGCCUCAAUACAUUGCGCCGUCUUGGUCUUGGGCGAGGAUUCGUAGUAGCAUAAGAUGGGACAACACUGAUUACAUGAAACGCGAGUGUAAGGUCCUUGAGGCUAAGACGAAGCCUCAUGGAGGAGACAUAUAUGGACGAGUGUCUGGUGGACGCCUUUUACUCCGCGGGAAGGUCUGUGGCAUUCCUGGGGGGAAACUCCAAAAGCUGCCUCUCGAAUCGCCCUUUUAUGGCGAGCAAUGCGAGUGGCUGGCUAUAGAAGAUGAGCAGUACGUCGCGCAGUGCGCCCUUGACUGGAGAGAGACAAACGAAGAUGGGCUGCAGCUCUCUGAGGCGAGCGGGGAGUACAUCCAGAAACUUGUCAUGUUCCUCGUUUCCAGCGGGCAUACGGAAUCAGCGAGUGUCUAUUCCAGAAGACCGCAUGAAUGGGAAGGCAAGGAGGGGGAUCCGCCGUUGGAAGUCAUGCACGGCCUCCUGUUGUAUCCUACGGGGAAGAAGGAGGAUGAAUAUUGGCGUGUUGGGUUGUUUCACUCACUGACGGAUGAGAAGGGUGGCAGGCAAUAUUUUGCCAAUUGUGAAAAGAAGACUGUGAGAAUCAUUUAG
Molecule: messenger RNA, 2295 nt
Organism: Trichoderma breve
Lineage: Eukaryota; Fungi; Ascomycota; Sordariomycetes; Hypocreales; Hypocreaceae
Product: heterokaryon incompatibility protein (HET) domain-containing protein
Exons: 2
Coding region: 1-2295 (764 amino acids)
Source: RefSeq, a predicted model, not a curated record